GGUGGUCUAUUUCUCUGUCUCCUAUCUGUUAUUCAGGUGGUCUAUUUCUCUGUCUCCUAUCUGUUAUUCAGGUGGUCUAUUUCUCCGCCACGUACCCCUACUUCAUGCUGUUCAUCCUGUUUUUUCGUGGGGUCACUCUCCCCGGGGCCAAGGAGGGCAUCCUUUUCUACAUCACCCCCGACUUCAACAAACUCCUCAAGUCUGAGGUGUGGCUGGACGCUGCCACUCAGAUCUUCUUCUCCUAUGGACUGGGUCUGGGUUCGCUCAUCGCCUUGGGAAGCUACAACUCCUUCAACAACGACGUGUACAGGGACUCCCUCAUCGUGUGCUGUAUAAACUCCUUCACCAGCAUGUUUGCGGGCUUCGUCAUCUUCUCCAUUGUGGGCUUCAUGUCGUACAUCACCAAGAAGCCUGUCCAGGAACUAGCUGCCUCCGGCCCAGGCUUGGCGUUCUUGGCCUACCCCCAGGCUGUGACUCAGCUGCCCAUGUCCUCCCUGUGGGCCAUCCUGUUCUUCUCCAUGCUGAUGAUGCUGGGGCUAGACAGCCAGUUCUGUACUGUGGAGGGCUUCGUCACAGCUCUGAUGGAUGAGUUCCCCAUGGUGCUGAGGAAGAGGAAGAAGGUCUUUAUCCUCGGCGUCUGUCUAAUCUCCUUCCUCAUCGGCUUCUCCAACAUUACACAGGGUGGUCUGUACGUCUUCAAGCUGUUUGAUUACUACUCUGCCAGCGGGAUGUGCCUCCUCUUCCUCGUCUUCUUCGAAACCGUCUCGAUUUCCUGGUUCUAUGGAGCUGAUAAGUUCUAUGGGGACAUUGAAGAGAUGAUCGGCUAUCGGCCCUGCGGCUGGUGGAAGCUCUGCUGGAAGUUCUUUACUCCGGCAAUCUGCCUGGGAGUGUUUACCUUCAGUGCCAUUGAGAUGACCCCCCUGACCUUGGGGAAGUACGUGUACCCGGCGUGGGGGCAGGGGAUUGGCUGGGUCAUGUCUCUGUCAUCCAUGGUUCUUGUGCCAGGCUAUGUCAUCUACAUGUUCUGCACCUCCAAGGGCGGCAUCAAACAGCGUUGGCACAAGAUGACCACCAGCGCACCUUGUGAACAUGCUGGCGUCACACACCAGAAUUCACACACAGGAAGUGUGGGCGAAGCCGCCGUCUAACUGGGAAUAGGAUACAGUUGACUCCUGGGACCUGAUCUAAGGUCGGUUUAGCAUUUUUCGCCUAAUGGUUAAAAUUGGGAGUUUUGGGUGGGGUAAACCGAUUCCUAGAUCUGUUCCUACAGGCAACUUCCACCCAGAAUUCCUGACUAUGCCGGACACCUCGUCAACACAGGGGUGUAUUCACUAGGAAACAAACGAACCAAAUGAAAGCCAACAGAAGCAAACAGAAUGAAACGGGGAGUGACCUACCUGAAUUUGUCCAAUAGAAACUCUUGUUUCCGUUAGGAGUGAACGAUUUCCGUUGCGAAACGUUUUACAACUAUUUGCUACGGUCUUGCUCUAAUGAAUACACCCCAGUAUUCAGACAGAGAGAGGCAUCAUGGGAGAUGCCCUGGCCAAAAUGCUUCCAUUCCAUAUGUAUCCACUGGAACUGAAUGGUCACAUAAUAUAAUGGACUGUAUUAUUGAAAAAUACAAUGUUUUUUCUUCUGUGGUACACCGCUGUAUACAAUUCAUAAGGUGACACCAUCUUUUUCAGAUCUAUACGAAGUCAUUGUGGCCCACUUCGGCUUACGAACAAAUACAAAGCAUUUUGUAAAGUAUCUGAAUAAAUUGAAAACAUU
Molecule: messenger RNA, 1770 nt
Organism: Oncorhynchus kisutch (coho salmon)
Lineage: Eukaryota; Metazoa; Chordata; Actinopteri; Salmoniformes; Salmonidae
Product: sodium- and chloride-dependent GABA transporter 1-like
Exons: 9
Coding region: 105-1148 (347 amino acids)
Biological process (GO): sodium ion transmembrane transport; nitrogen compound transport; amino acid transport
Cellular component (GO): plasma membrane
Source: RefSeq, a predicted model, not a curated record